AUGUUGGCGUAUGGGUCAUUUGAUGACCAGGUGGAUGGGAUUGCCCGGAUGGGGAAGUCCACUACUUUGGAGAGCUUGGUGAGAUUUUGUGAUGUAGUCGAAACUCUGUACACGAGGGACUACUUGCGUAGACCUACUCCUAGGGACAUGCAAAGGCUUCUACAAAAAGCUGAAGCUCGAGGAUUUCCAGGAAUGAUUGGUAGCAUCGACUCCAUGCACUAG
Molecule: messenger RNA, 222 nt
Organism: Prunus armeniaca (apricot)
Lineage: Eukaryota; Viridiplantae; Streptophyta; Magnoliopsida; Rosales; Rosaceae
Source: the annotation of a GenBank genome assembly